Messenger RNA from Paramuricea clavata, 23873 nucleotides. Lineage: Eukaryota; Metazoa; Cnidaria; Anthozoa; Malacalcyonacea; Plexauridae. The record is from the annotation of a GenBank genome assembly.
CUGGUAUUGCUCCUCGAGCCAUGGAGAGAAUGUUCUCCGCCAUCAAUGAAAACAAGUACGGCCAUUCUUUAAUUUAGAUUUCCAUUGUAGACAUGAUAUAGAGACCUACAACCAGGGGCGUAGUCAGUCCUAGCCCCCCCCCCCCCCACUUUUCUUGAGGACGAACCUUUGUAAUUCUUUCACAACUGAGAAGAAACUUGGGGGGGGGGGGAGUCGUAACCUCGUAAUGUUUUCAUCUAUGACAUAAAAUGUACCAAACAUUUCCGGGGGACCAUGCCCCCCCGCCAGACGGCUUAAUUAAGUAGUCCAAACACAAACCAUAGCAGCUUUUAACACCAUUAGUCCAAGAUGUUUUGCGCUUUAUUUAAAAUCGCACCGCACUACACAUUUUGUAACUUUGACUUUGUAUAAUUGUAUUUUUUUCUUAUUUCAAUAGGGGUAAAUUCAGCUUCAAGGUUUCUGUGUAUAUGUUGGAAUUGUACAAUGAUCGUUUGAUUGAUUUGUUGGCAGAAAAUCACGCUGCAGAUGUAUCCUUUGAAUAUCAUUCUAACUUUCAUUCUGUUACAGUAAAAAUCGGCAUGAAACUAUACCACCGUUUUUCAUGUCAGGCGAAAGUGGUUCUUAUAUAUUAAGGUCAGUGAGAAAUUUCGCCAUGUCGAUUCUUAACAGGUUCUUAUUUCUAUUCAAAAACAAUCGUUCCUGGCUGAGUGUUUGAAAUGAAUUUUUUUCCCUAAUAGGUGAGGUCUGAAUUUGAUAAAAAAUGCCUCGGAAUUUGAUAAAAUGUAUCUUCAUUGAGUACAGAACAACAGACUAUGCUUUUUCAUUUGCAAUGGUAAAUCAAGCAUAUACCUUUUAAUUAAGGCGUGUUUUAAAGAUUCACAAGUGGCAGGCCAUAACUUGAAAAAGGGCCCAUUGAGGCUCGAUAACUUAAAAAAAUAUCAAACGUAUUGAUACGAAAAUUUGUGAGACUAACAGACAUUGCCCAAGGACAGAUUGGUUAAAUUUAAAUUUGGGCGAAAAUUGGAUGAGAAGUUAGCAAAAGUUUGUCUCGUAAACUGAAUACCAGGGUUGCCAGGUUGUCUGAGCCCGAAAGAGCCAAAUGAUACGUAAAAAGUAGUAGCCAGAUCCGGCCAAAAGAAGCCAAAAUUGAAAUUUAGAGUGGGGACUGGGGAUAACCUAAUUACACGAAUUAUAUACCCAUAAAAACAAUCGCUAAUACAUUUAUAUUUGACAUAGUGACUAAGAAUUCCAACUCAAACUUUAUUUAGUUAUCAAGGUAGCAUUAGUAAAGACGUAGACAGUUCUUUAAUUAACUUUAUAUUUCUGGUUCUAAUGGAAGUUCGUCUUCGUCAACUACGGAUCGAAAAAACCCCGAGUAUUUUAUAAAUUUUGUUUUCCCGCCGUUCGGGGCAAACCGCGUAAGCCCGGGGAGAGGGUACUAAUUCCAAUCGGAUAUUUACGUACAUCUGGAUUCCCGGAUAAUGUGAUCGAACAUAGAGUUUAUAACCAAUUUAUGACUAUUUUUGAAAAGUUGCUUAUUUCAGUAUUUAUUCAAGAACAAGCCAAAAAGAUCCAAAAAAUAGAAAGAAGCCAAACGAAUUUUUAGUAGCCAAACAAAGUCAAAAGAAGCCAAAAUCGAGAAAUUUGGCUCUUUUAACGCCAAACUGGCAAUCCUGCUGAAUACGUAAUUAACCCAGUGUAUAAUUUAUGCAUGAUUCGUUUUUUUAACUCUAUGUUUUUUCUGUUGUUGCUGUCGUUGUUAUCGUUGUCAUUCCACAUCACUGUCUUGAGCUACUUUUUCAUAUUUAUGCAGACUUGUUGAAAAGCGAAUGUACAGAACUAACAUGACCAGCACUACAGCAGAUGAUAUUGAAUAGAUGAGCAAUGUUAGCUGUGUGCCCAAGAUGUGGAAAAGAACUCCCAUCAGACUCGAUCCGGCAUCAAAUGCUGCAGCGUAAACUGUCUCUUGUAGGCCUAAAAGCAUAAAAAACGUUCAACCAAUUAUCUCAAACUCAUUAAUAAUUCAGGAGGAAAUUAGCUCACAUCAUUAAUUUCGAGACUAGGACUGGAUCACAGAGUACGUACAUAUAGACCUCUCACUUUUGCGGGAAAAGCGUAACGUAGUUUUUACCAUUGUUUUUACUGCGUAUAUCUGGCGGCCAUGUCCUUAGCAAGUGCCUUAAAGAGAGGCAUUCACCCCCCUGGAACAUUAAAUUUCAAUUUGUUUUCAGGGGGUGACGGCCUGUCUUUAGGGCACUUGCUAAGAACAUUGCGGACUGAAAAAAUCCCUCACGUUGAUCAUAGUUAAUAGAAUAGAUAGUUUGGAAACUCAUUAGAAUAACAAUAUAACUCAUUUAUGUUAGUCAACGUUUAUUAAAGACCAUGUAAAGUCCGUAAUGUAAACAAACGCUUUGUUUACAUUUUGAACUCAGUGCUACAGUUGUAAAAUAUGAUUAGAUAUACAUUAUACAGAAUUCUUAACACUCUUUCGGUUCGCUAUGCUUGUAAAUGAAUACAGACUAGAGAUUCAAUUGAAGAAAGUUAAAAAAAUACGAAAUAUUAAUAACAUUCCAACGGACGGGUCGGCCCGACCAUUGGAAUGUAAGCCUGCGCAGAACGGACUUUACAUGGUCUUUAAUAAAUCUGGUCGUUCACCUUCACGUGCGUAUUGUAUUUUUGCCUGAACUAACCAAUAGCAAUGUCUUAGCAAUGUCUUAGUAAAGUCAGUGACCUAUCCGUGACUCGAACAAUAGGGUAAAUUGAAUAUUGCUAUUGGUGGAUUUGGUAAGAAUACAAUACACACGUGACGGUGAACGACCAUGUUUAUGAAUAAACGUUGACCAACAUAGAUAAUGAGUAAUAUUGUUAUUCUAACGAGUUUCCAAACCAUCUAUUCUAUUAACUAUGAUCUAAGUAUGACCGCAUGAUGGUAUACAUCAUAAAAUCAUUACGGAAUGUACACAGAGACUGUGGUAUGUGACGUCGUCAAGUGGAAGAACAAUGGGGUAUUUAUGCCUGGUUCACACUGGUCGUAAUAUUCGGGGAUUUCCAUUGUCUGUGGAGAGAUAUUCAGAACGGUAUGCCAUUCGAGGCAUUAGAGACCUUACGAUUUUAGGACGGCCGAGGACAGCAACGCGACGGCGACGGCCAAAACAAACUCCUUCAAAUAAAUGGUAGUAAAGAUAGUUCGCCGUGUAUUAUCAAUCGUAUGAAUUUAAUACAGUCUUAGAAGUUGAAGACAUGGGUUUUAUGGUUGGGAAGAGUUCUGCUAAACCCAGUUUGAAGUUGCACUUGUUGUGGCUUGGAAUGCAGCCGUUGUAUCAACACGUGAAAAUCUGUGAUUUAGCGUUGUAAACAGAGUGAGGACAAUGUCAGAACAGAGCGAGGACAAUGUCAAAGCGAGGACAAUAGAGAGUUUUAGCUUCACGUUUACGGCAAACGUCAAACCGCUAACGAAGUUUUUGAUUUUACAAGUCUAUUAUAACAGCUUUUACACCAGUUUUGAAAUAUAAACAAUUAUUACACUUGUGCUCUGUAGCAAUGAUUUAAAAGAAAGCAAAUUAACCACUAGUCACGUAUUCGCGAAAGCAGUAAAUUAUGAUUUGGCGUUUGAAGUUUACGUUUGGCGUAUAAAUUUCAUGCUUUAACGACUAUACAAGCCCUCAUAGCAGUUCAAGCAUGAAAUUUAUACGCCAAACGUAAACUUCAAACGCCAAAUCUUAAGUUUACUGCUUUCGCGAAUACGUGACUAGUGGUUAAUUUGCUUUCUUUUAAAUCAUUGCUAAAGAGCACAAGUUUAAUAAUUGUUUAUAUUUCAAAAUUGGUGUAAAGCUGUUAUAAUAGAGUUGUAAAAUAAAAAACUUCGUUAGCGGUUUGACGUUUGCCGUAAACGUCAAGCUAAAACUCUCUAAUGUUAGGACGGCAACGCGACGGCAACGGCUACCAAUAUACAAUAGAUGAUUGAAAGUAAUUGAGUAAUUACAAUAUAUGAAUAAUUUAGACAUUGUCCUCGCUCUGUUUACAACGCCAAAUCACAGAUUUUCACGUCUUGAUACAACGGCUGCAUUCCAAGCCCGCAACAAGUGCAACUUCAAACUGGGUUUACCAGAACUCUUUCCAACCAUAAAACCCAUGCAUGUCUUCAACUUCUAAAACUGUAUUAAAUUCAUACGAUUGAUAAUAUACCACGAACUAUCUUUACUACCAUUUAUUUGAAGGAGUUUGUUUUGGCCGUCGCCGUCCUAAAAUCGUAACGUCUCUAUUCUCUUCGCCAAUACGCAAGAAACAAACUUUAAUUUUUUUAAGAGACUCUAUGCAUAUAUGUAUUUACAUCAUUGUAACGAAUUUAUGUCCGACAAAUUUGGCAAUAAGAGAUGCCCGCCUCUUAUCUUGUCGGGCCACAUAAAACAAUUACUUGUUUAGCGUCCCCGCCCCGCCCGCCAAUUUUUUAAUUUUUUUUUUAAAUCCGUCCGAGUUUAGUGCAAAAACUCUCUAUAAAAAAGACCGUUUUACUUGAAAAAAUGGUGAUUUUAUUCUUCUGGGAGUUAUGUAAUACGUUUACACAAAGUAUUUCCUUCCUCGCAGCUAAAGUGCAUGUUCGCGCGUGACCGCCAAACGGUAGUCAUUUCUGUUUUAUUAAAAACAUGAACGGUAUUAAAAAACAUGAACGGAUUUUGAAAGAAUUAAAGUGAGUUUUGACUGUGGUAAUAUACUGGAUUUCCUGCAUUUAGCAGAAUUUUGAGUUGCAUUUUACGAAAAAAAACCCCCGCCCGCCCGACCUAGAAAAAUUAAAAUGGGUGGACGCUAAACAAGUAUUUUUUUAUGUGGCCUUAGUGUGUGUUAAUGCAGUUUAGCCAGAAAAUGCUUUACACUCGUCACAGAGUAUAUAGAGUAUAAGAGACCAUGCUGUCUCGUCACAUCAGGACGCGCUGUUUACACUACUUACCGAGGAUCAUACUUGAGUUUUCUUUUGACGCAGCGUUGUAGAAAAUUACAGUGAAUGCACAGUAAUUGAGACCAAGAGCAACCGCUUGAGAUGUAUCAAUCACGACAACCAACCAAGCUAGUCUUGCGAACGACAGCGCAAAAUACGAGCACGCAUAAAGAAACAUUGUCACACAUAUCGUCUUUAAUUCACCAAUCUUUCUUAUCACAUGAGUUGAAAGAAACGCAGAGAUCGCUACUGUUGGCCUUCUCACUAAACCUGCAGCGGCAAUUAAUAACGGGCUUGCAGAUAAUCCAUCUAAGUACCAAAACUCCCAAUAGGAUUGAAACGCUAUGCACAGUCCGGCAUAAAACAGAACGACGAACAUAAAAAUGUGGUGCGCAUUAAAAACAUCAGAUUUAACUCCAGACCAGGUGAAUUUUUUUUUCUCGUACUCAAACUUAAACCAAGGAAGAGAUAGCAUCGAAAGUAAGAACAUAAUUCCUCCCCAUAUGAAAGCUAUGAAAUACCCAUACUUCUCAACUCCACAGAUAUUUAUCCGAAUGUACCAAGCUAGCACAGAGACACACGGAAUAGAAAGAGCGCUUGCUAUAUAGGUCCACAUACGAUAAACGCCAUAACUCCCGUUUCCUCCUUGAAUGAAAGUCAUUGUGGCUAGGUUUGCUAAAGAUAGAUCUAUACGAUCAAAAAACUGCGUCAGAGAUCUUGAGAUUAUCAGUAUUAGAAAUAAAACACUUAGCGAAGACUGUGAAUUGUGAGUCUUGGAGGAGGGUUUGGCUGGAUUGUUGGAAUAGUUUGAAGGUAUAGAACUCCGUCGGAUACGUUGUGUAGAUAAGGUGUUGUUAAAUUUUGAGGAAUGGUGAAUCUUAGAGACAGAUAGGCGUGUUUUUUGCUUCGAGUACUUCGAGAACAUUUGGCCAUUAUGGCGCGAGGAAACUUGUUGUAUUGAUAGAGUGUGGGUUGAUGUUAAAUAUGGUUUGGAAUGGUGUGGUUUCGAGUCGGUUAUGCGGGUUCUAGUAGGGUUGGAAUUUUUCGAAUGCACUGACACGGUAUUCGGUGGGCUGUUGUUCAAUGGGAAAUGAGAAAUCGUUUGGUGGAUCAUGAAGGCAGAUGAGUUAUUGGUGGUUAUAUUGACCGAACUAUUAAUGAAGAUAUGUUGUUGUACCGUUUUAAGAGACUUUGUCGAUGUAAAGUGCUUCUUGUUGCUGCGAACUGUAUGGCUGGAAUAGUUCAAAUGCACUGUUCCGUUUCUAAGUUGUAUUGCUUUCCUAGCAGACUUGAAUGGUAUGCAUGGUUUGGUAUAGCAUGUCGGCUGUAGUGCUGGUACUACCAGGGAUAAAAGUGGUAACAUGCAACAUACUGAUGCUGCCAAGGUACCAAAUACUGCGACAAUCUUUCUUGCUCGAAAUUUCUCACCGAACAGCAGACACAGUGGUAUGAAUAGAUGCGGUAUUCCAAACAGUGUUGUCAAUCCAAUCUGUGCCGGGUUGAAACCAAGUUGUUUCAUAAAAAGAUUGAAAUAUUCACAGAACAUUAUUACUGAUCCUGGACAACUGAAGAAAUACCAUUUUAGAGCGACAGAUUUUAGCGAGAAUUUUACCAUGAUAAUCGACAUAUAUUUACGUUUGUGACUAGCUCUAUUGAAUCUGAUAUGCGCGUCAGUGAGGCGUAUAAAUCUAUACAUACGGUUGAAGUGGAAAAAAAAUAUAUGCAUGCAUGCAUGCUGCUUAAAUAUAUGCAUGCAUGCAUGUAAACUUAUGUUGGCUGUUAUGUUAACGUUGUUAACCGUGGGUUUCGCGUAUCUCAUGAGCUUGACCUUGAAACGUUCUAAACUGGUUUGAACAGGGUUUUCUUAUUAAGUUUAUAUUGACUAUAUUGGGUGAUAACCUAGCCUACGGUCUACACCGUAGGCUAGUGAUAACCAUGCUUCAUUGCAUUUCCUAGUUUGCGCAACAAAGCGUGAUAAUUGCACUUGACUAUAUUACCAUAUUUAAAUUACAGCAUAUACCGUUUAUAUGCGGUAAUUUGAAUAUGGUAAUGUCGUCAAGUGCAAUUAUCACGCCUUGUCGCGCAAACAAAGAAAUGCAAUGAAGCAUGGUUAUCACCCAAUAUAGUCAAUAUAAACUUAGCAGUACAGGGUGUCUCAAAAAACGCUAUGGAAAUUCAACAGGCUGUCGUGCAUCAUAAACGUGGCUAAACAAUUAAAUUUUUACAUACGACGAAAGAACAGUUAUUUAGCUUUUCAAUGAUACUCUUCUUAAAUCGUAACGAUGAGAAAUGGCCACAUACUCGUCAAAUAAAAAUUGCCGGUCGAAAUCGCAUUCUUCCACUGUUGGGAAUUGCAUGGUAAACGAAACAUAGACAAUUCCCAAGAGGGAAUUAAAAUUGAAUGUUAAGUUAUCUAAAAUGAGCACAACUCGUCAAUCUUCGUCUUAGUGAGACAACAGAUUGCUUAAGAUCGACGACGUCAAACGGAACAAAUAGCUUGCAGCGGGCUCGCGUAACACCGCGGAAAAACGUCUGCGCAUGCACCAAAUUAUGAAAAUAUGGCGGGGAAUUUGAAUAUCAAUUUCUAAAACAAAAACAUGCUUAUUAAUUGGUCAAAAAUUAGUAAAACAAACGAGAAAAUAUAGCAAAUGGACUAGACAUUAAUUGAAAGCGUCCUGGCAUUUAAAGUAUGGAAUGAAAUAUAAUUCAUGAAAAAAAUUGUUGAUUUUAACGGACACGACUUCGAAAAUUUUUGCAAAAUUAUUCAAAACAAAAAUUCAAACUCAAAAGUUAAGAAAACUCUCGAAAAGUUAAGCUUCUUAACCCACUCAAAUUGUAGAAUAAAUCCUAAAGUUUAAUUAUUGUGAACACGAAAAUCUUUUAUAUUUGGCGACACAGUUUUUUUUAAAGAAAUGUAUCUCAAACGAAAAUUCGGAAAUUGUCGUUGCUUAGUUGAUAAACAAAAUGUUUCAGACCAUAAAUUUGUCAACAAUCACCUUUAGUUCGUGUUCUUGUACAAUACAAUUUCUUGAACCUUCUGGCUGUAUAUAUUCCUAGUUUUUAGAAUGACAUGUUUAUUUUUGCGCUCGAAAUCUGGCUGUAAAGACGCACAAUGAAGUCACUCCUUUUUACCGCCAUUUUGAGCCUUCGGAAACGUUCGGAACAGCUUCUCAUCAAGUUCGCAAUACUAUUACAAGUAAGGUUGACGCAUGCGCAGACAGAUUAACUAACUUUGCAUAAUUAAUGUAUUUUCAAUUCUCAACCGUGGAAGAAUGUGAUUUCGACCGGUAAUUUUUAUUUGACGAGUAUGUGGCCAUUUCUCAUCGUUACGAUUUAAAAAUGGUAUCAUAGAAAAGCUAAAUAACAGCUCUUUCGUCCUAUGUAAAAAUUGAACUGUUUAGCUAAGUUUAUGAUGCACGACAGCCUGUUGAAUUACCAUAGCGUUUUUUUUAGACACCCUGUAGAGUAGGACUGAUUUGAAAGUCUGAAUAUUUAUAAUGAGAAGCGAUUUUUAAAUCUGCCAAAUUAAACACAUAUUGAGUUGCUAGAUGUGUAAAUUAGUAUAUAUAUAUAAUCAUUACUUGUUUAUUAUUAAGCAUGACAAAAUUGGAUAAUUCUCAAUGUCAACAUCAUAUUCUCUCGCCAAAGCCCAGUCCUGCCAGACUUUCAACCAAAAUUUGGUGCUUUUGUUCGUAUUUUCAUUUAGUUAUUUUGCUUUAAGUUCCUCUAGGGCAAUGGUUAAAUGCUAAGUUCCUCAAUGGGUAAAUGCUAAGUUCCUCAAUGGUUAAAUGCUAAGUUCCUCAAUGGUUAAAUGCUAAGUUCCUCAAUGGGUAAAUGCUAAGUUCCUCUAGGGCAAAAACAGGGCCGUACACAACAGGGGGUGUGGAGGUGUGGCAAGGGGGCAACUGCCCCCCAGAUUUUUAGAAUGUCAUUAUUAAUUAUUCUUUGGAUAUUUGGGACUUUUUUCGGCAUACAGGUCUUACAGCCCCCUGUCCCUGGUGAAAAAAAUCCUGCGUACGGCCCUGGGCAAAAAUAAUUUGAUUUUGGCUUCUAGAAGACCUAGACUGAAUCCGAUUGAUUACAUCCUGUAGUCAAGAACGUUUCAAUAAUAUUUUCAAUCCGCACUAAGAUCUCGGGAAUGGAAAAUUCCUGCAUUCUGCCUGGAGACUAUUUGGUAGUAAUGUCAAUGUAUAUUUAUUAAAAUUGUUCAGUAAGAUUUACACGAAUGACAAGAUUAGCAGGCCAGCAUCCAAUAUACAAAUGAUGAAUGUUUAUUCGUGCAACGGUAAGAAUAGUUCCACGAGGUGAAUGAUAGAAUGUUCCAUUCAACGAGGCGACAGCCGAGUUGAAUGGAACAUUCCAUCUUUCACCGAAUGAAAAUAUUCUUACCAUUGCACGAAUAAACAUUCAUUAUUUGUUUUAUAUAAUACCAAAAUAGACUAACAGAUUCGUAUGAGAAGCAUUUUGACGGAUGCGAUUUAUCGAAAACACAAAUAGUGCAAUGGAAUAAAACCAUAGAUAUCUUAUAUAAACUAGAUAGUGCAUCUAAUUAUUCUGCAAUUCAAAAAUUGAAGCCGUGAUUGCAGUCUCAGGUUGUUCCCAUGAAAUGAGAGAAGAUUCGUAUAUUUCCUAUUUCGUAUAUACAACAGGGAACUUAAAUAUUGAGUUAACCCUAUUCCAAAUACAUUUUUAAAGUAUUCAAGUGAUGAAAGUUAUUGUUGUUUUUAAGCGUUUAUUAGCGAGUGGGAACGACCAACAUGGCCGCCAUCUAUUCAAAUGGGGGUAACCGCUGGAAUAUUCUUGGCUUCAAUUUUACUAAAAGAGAUGCGCUAUCUAGUGUAUAUAAGAUAUCUAUGAAUAAAACGCACUCGCAAAGAGUGCAAUGGAACGUAUUCCAUUGCACUCUUGGGAAAUGGAAUUUUCUAUUCAGUAUCACGUGACCAUAAACCAGGGAUUAUUCUGAGGAAAUUUUAUCACUGCACAAAAGCGCGAAAAAUGAUAAAAUUUAUAUCAAUUUAGCGACAUUUUAGAAAACGUUCUGACUGCCUUGCAUGAGUGCAUGUAUUCUGGUUCUGCACCUUGCAUGUCAUUAAUUACAGUAUAUGCAGGCAAAUGACAACUCAGAGACAACCUAUCCUAUUUGGAUAGGAAUGACUUGGUGCCCGAUCGUCUUGAGAUGCUGUGUGCUGAAAUUACUCGCCCCUUUAGCAAGUCGCUUUUUGUCUGCACAUGGUAUAGGCCUCCGAAGUCAAACUUGAGCUUAUUUAAUGAUUGUGAUGUAUUUUUUUCAAAAAUGCGAGUCUGAAAAUAAGGAAUUGAUUAUAAUUGGUGAUAUUAACUGCGAUGUUAUGAAAACCUCACCAGAUGCCCAUACACGACAAUUAAACUUUUUGUGUUCUCUUUAUCAACUUGACCAAUUAAUUAAUAAACCUACAAGAGAGACCAACACCUCGGCGACCUUGAUUGAUUUGGUCUUAACUAAUGCUAAAGAAAACAUUUCGACGUCUGGUGUAAUAGAUCUGGGGAUGUCUGACCAUAGUUUGAUUUAUGUGGUCAGGAAGUUCACCCUUCCAAAACUUAAACCUAAUGUGAAAGAAGUUAGGGAUUAUAAACAUUUUAAUGCUGAAUAUUUUAUUGGGGAUUUAGCCAGAAUGCCUUGGCAUGUAAUUAAUCAAUAUAAUAAUCCCAACGAGUGCUGGAGGGUAUGGAAAUCUUUCUUUAAUGAGAUAUUAAAUAUACAUGCGCCGAUUCGACAUAAGCGAGUAAAGGGGAACUCGGUCCCAUGGAUUACUCCGGAAAUUAAAUGUAUGAUGAGAAACAGAGACUAUCAUAAAAAAUAUGCAAUAAAACAUUCCUCACAGCCACAUUGGGAAAGUUUUCAAUUUCUGCGGAAUAAAGUGAAUGUUGAAAUGCGAAAUGUAAAAUCAAAAUAUUUUCAUGAUAAAAUCACUGAUUGCUCUGUAAUGAAUGACCCUAAAAAGACUUGGAAAUUAAUUAAUUCAUUAUUGGGAAAGAAUAACAAAUCCAACAAUGUGAAUGAGUUGCUGGUUGACAGCACGUUAGUUUCGGAUCCUAAAUCUAUUGCAGAUGCAUUUAAUGACUAUUUCAUAUUGGGUCGAGGCUAGCAGCAGAAUAUGUAGACGAGUCCUGUAGUAAUGUUGAUAAUCAGCCCAUAAACUAUAAUAUUAAUCAAUCCUUAGAUACUUUUUUUAAAGUAUCUCCAAUAUCCGUUGAUAGUGUUGCCUCGACCCUAAGAGGCCUAAAAGCAUGUAAAGCAACAGGUCUUGAUAAAAUUCCUGCUAAAAUUCUAAAAUUAUCUGCAAACAUAAUUGCACCCUCGUUGACAUUCAUCUUCAAUCUGUCGCUUGCAACAGGCGUAUAUAUAGAUGAAUGGAAGCGUGCUCGUGUUACGCCAAUAUUUAAAUCCGGGGAUAAAAGACAAUGUGAGAACUAUCGGCCUAUUUCAAUUUUACCGGUGGUGAGUAAAGCCUUUGAGAAGGAAGUUUUCCGUCAAGUAUAUAGAUACUUGUCUGAAAGCUCUCUUCUGUCAAAGUUUCAAUCUGGAUUUCGUCCAAAGCAUUCAACUGUAACUGCCCUCAUCCAAAUGUGUGAUGAGUGGCUAGAAAAUAUGGACAAUGGAAAGUUGAAUGGGGUUGUGUUCAUAGAUAUCAAAAAGGCAUUUGACUCUAUAAACCAUCGCAUUUUGUUAAAUAAAAUGAAUGAGCAAUUUGGAAUUUUUGGCGUAGAAUUAAAAUGGUUUGAGUCAUAUUUAACAAAUAGAGAACAGCAAUGUAAUGUUAAUGGAGAAUUAUCUAGUAAUAAAAUUAUCACCUGUGGAGUGCCCCAGGGAUCUAUACUGGGACCACUGCUGUUCCUAUUAUAUAUUAAUGAUUUGCCCGAUUGUUUGAAAUCAACUAAUCCAUGCAUGUACGCGGAUGAUACUCAAAUCUUUUCAUCUUCCUACGAUGCAAAUGAACUUGUUGUAAAUUUAAAUUCAGAUCUUGCCCAUGUCUGUAACUGGCUUAAAGAAAAUAGGCUGCAGAUGCAUCCAUCAAAAUGUAAAAUGAUGUUUAUUGGCUCCCCGUAUAAUCUUAAUAAUAUAAUGUGUGAGGAACCCGUUGUGGCUAAUGCAAAACCCAUAUCACGAAUUGCUACACAAAUGUGCCUAGGAGUAAAACUAGAUGAAACCCUUAAUUGGGAUAGUCACAUUGAAAUGAUAUGCAAGAAGGCGAGCGCUGCUAUUGGCGCUAUGAAACGUAUAAAGCCCUUUGUUCCAAUGCAUACCUUAGAAUCGAUUUAUAAAAGUCUUGUGCAGCCCUACUUUGAUUAUUGUUCCCCCCUUUGGGACACUUGUGGUAAGUUGCUAAGAGACAAGUUGCAAAGAUUUCAGUCUCGUGCAGCAAGAGUCCUAACGGGUGCUAAUUAUGAUACUCGCUCAGCUGAUCUUCUCAACAUGCUUUCUUGGGAUACACUUGAAAAUAGGCGGUCUGGUGCCAAGUCAGUAUUAAUGUAUAAAAUACUUAACGACCACACUGCGCCAGGUCUCCGGGGGUCAUUCGUGAGAAGAGAAAUAGAUCAAACUAAUUAUCAUCUUCGAAACACAGCAACUGAUCUAACAAUUCCUAAACCGAAACGAGAAUUUCUUAAAAAAAGUUUUAAAUAUAGCGGCGCUAUGCUCUGGAAUCAACUCCCAAACGAAGCAAAAUUGGCCGAGUCGCCUCAUUCGUUUAAAUCAAUUGUUGGACAGCGACAUGCUUCCUAAUUAUUUGUAUAUAGUAACGUGUACAGUAUGUGUGUACUAAUAUUUAGUUUAAAUUUUCCUUUUAAUGAUUUUUAAGAUCUAAACACGCCCCCCAUGGAAACCAGCCUAGAGUUGAUGGGGCUAGCGUGUUCUUCUUUCCGUUAAUUUUAAAUAAAGUAUUACCUACCUACCUACCUACUGCUAAUGAGCCCAAAUCUGCAUUCUGCAUAUUCUAUUUCAUGCAAAGAUAUACACAUUUCAAAUAUUUUUUGAAUCGCAUGCAAAACACCAAGCAAUAUUGCUCAAGAUCUAGUCUUUCAUACUUGUGAAGUAGAUUAAUUAUAAACUGUUGAUUGUGUCACCAAACAGCGUCAAAAAUCUCAAAACAAAAAGUGAUUUUCUUGAACACGACUUGGUCGCUAGGAGAGAGUACCCGAUCGGAAUAAAUAUGCCACCGAAACAUUUGUAAAUCAAUGCUUUAUUGAUCAAAAGGUCGGCAAACAGUAGCCGAGCUCUAAGAUUGCAAUAAUUUUGAGUUAAGUACUUUAACCCUGUAUAUUCCCAGUAAAAACUGAAAGCCAUUUUGUCACCAAUUUCUGGUACUGAACAAUAUCGCAUUUUAUCACUGCACAUAAUCUAAUUUAUCACUGCACAUGCAAAUCACAUUUAUCACUGCACAAAUUGGUUAUCACUGCACCUUAGAAUAAUCCCUGCCAUAAACAGCCAAUUAAACGAUCAGAAUUCAAUAAGGUAUUAUAUAAUAUAGUUUCUCACACAUUAAUUGGAUGAUUACGUAAUUCUACGAAAAUACAAUGAAACUUAGACAAAAACAAAACACAAUGACUUAGCCCCGUUUACACUACGCUCGAUUUUUGGUACCGUUCCACUUUUUUGGUAUCUAUGCAAAGCAAAAGUUUGUCUUGUAAACUGAAUACAUAAUUAACCCAGUGUAUAAUUUAUGCAUGAUACUUAAUUCGUUGACAGAGGUAUCCAGUCUCUCUCUACUCUUGUUUUUUUUCUGUUGUUGCUGUCGUUGUUAUCGUUGUCAUUCCACAUCACUGUCUUGAGCUACUUUAUCAUAUUUAUGCAGACUUGUUGAAAAGCGAAUGUGCAGAACUAACAUAACCAGCACUACAGCAGAUGAUAUUGAAUAGAUGAGCAAUGUUAGCUGUGUGCCCAAGGCGUGGAAAAGAACUCCCAUCACAGUCGAUCCGAUUUCACAUCCUACAGAGUAGACUGUUUCUUGUAGGCCUAAAAGCAUGAAAAAUUCUUAACCAAUAGACAAUUCCCAUUAUAGACUAAUUUUAAAACUAGGCAAGGAGAUGCAAAUAAAUCACCACAGCUAGAAAGAGCAUACUAAAAUUAGUAAAAUUACAAAAUUUGGUUGCGAAAUGUUGUAAAAUGGGGAAAAUAUAGCCUUGCAAAGUUUGCAAAUUUUGUAUACUUUUGUAUUGCGUGCGACAUUUUCGGCCUAAAUGUGGUAGGAAUGUGGUAGGAAUUUCCGCACGCAAUACAAAAGUAUACAAAAUUUGCGAACUUUGCAAGGCUAUAUUUUCCACAUUUUACAACAUUUCGCAACCAAAUUUUGUAAUUUUACUAAUUUUAGUAUGCUCUUUCUAGCUGUGGUUAUUGAUUUGAGUUUCCUUACAUAAUUUUAAAAUUAGUCUAUAAUGGAAAUUGUCUAUUAUCUCAAACUCAUUAAUAAUUCAGAAGGAAAUGACCUCACAUCACUGAUCUCAAGACUAGGGCUGGACCACAGAGACGUCAUAUAGAGCUCUCACUUCUGCGGGAAAACCGUCAGGUAGUUUUUACUGCGUAUAUCUGGCGGUUAUGUUCUUAGCAAGUGCCUUAAAGAGAGGCAUUCACCCCCCUGGAACAUUAGAUUUUAAUUUGUUUUCAGGGGAUGCGGCCUGUCUUUAGGGCACUUGCUAAGAACAUUGCGGACUGAAAAAAUCCCUCACGCUGAACAUAAACUCAUUAGAAUAACAAUAUAACUCAUUAUCUAUGUUAGUCAACAUUCAUAAAUCUGGUCGUCCACCGUCACGUACGUAUUGCAUUUUUGCCCAACUAACCAAUAGCAAUGUCUUAGGAAAGUCACCUAUCCGUGACUCGAGCAAUAGGGUAAAUUGCUAUUGGUGGAUUUGGCAAGAAUACAAUACACACGUGACGGUGAAGGACCAUAUUUAUGAAUAAACGUUGACUAACAUAGAUGAGUUAUAUUGUUAUUCUAGUGAGUUUCCAAACCAUCUAUUCUAUUAACUAUGCGCUAAGGGGCCGAUUACAUGGAGAACUUUCAACCCCGGGGUUGAACUCAGCCCUGUUAACCAGGUUGAAAUUUUUUUCGAUUACAUGGACGAUUUCAACCAUCUGUGGCAUCAAUGAAGCCAAUGACGGCCAUUUUGGUGCGACUAAGUUACAUAGGAAAAUACAUUUGCUUGACAAUGUAGCUAAUGGACCUAUUCCCUAAUGAACAAAAAAUUGCUCUCAAUUUCGCAAAACACCUAUUUGUAUCCGGUUUUUUAUAUAUAUAUAGCUUCUUUGGGUACUUAUAAUGUAGAAUAAUGAAAAAAAUUUCUCGAACUUUAAUUUUGUGAACCAGGGGGGGGUGUCUUUUCCAACAAACUAAAAAUGGCUCGCGCACAAAAUUUAAAAGCUGUAAUCAUAUUUUGAGUUAAUAGAUGGAUGAAUAGUUAAGGGGGCUUAAACUAAACCAAAUUGUCUGAAAUUUUGUACAGUAAUUAAAAACCCGACAAAUUUUCCAGUCUGUUAACUCAAAAUAUGAUUGCAGCUUUUAAAUUUUGUGCGCGAGCCAUUUUUAGUUUGUUGGAAAAGACACACCCCCCCCCCCUGGUUCACAAAAUUUGGGUUCGAGAAAUUUUUUUCAUUAUUCUGCAUUAUAAGUACCCAACGAAGCUAUAUAUAUAAAAAACCGGAUACAAAUAGGUGUUUUGCGAAAUUGAGAGCAAUUUCAAAUCUGUUCAGUUUUUUUAUACACCCUGUAACUCUUGAGUAUAAGAGACCAUGCUGUCUCGUCACAUCAGGACCCGCUGGUUACCACUUACCGAGGAUCAUACUUGAGUUUUCGUUUGAUGCAGCCUUGUAGAAAAUUGCAGUGAAUGCACAGUAAUUGAGAGCAAGAGCAACCGCUUGAGAUGUGUCAAUCACAACAACCAACCAAGGUACUCUUGUGAACGACAGCGCAAAAUACGAACACGCAUAAAGAAACAUUGCCACACAUACAGUAUUUAAUUCACCAAUCUUUCUUAUCAAACGAGUUGAUAGAAACACAGACAUCGCUACCAUUGGCCUUCUCACGAAACCUGCAGCGGCAAUUAAUAACGGGCUUGCAGAUAAUUCAUCUAAGUACCAAAACUCCCAGGCAUUUUGAAACACUAAACACAUCCCGGCAUAAAACAUAAGCACGAACAUAAAAAUGUAGUGCGCAUUAAAAACAUCAGUUUUAACUCCAGACCAGGUAAAUGUUUUUUUCUCGUUGUACUCAAACUUAAACCAAGGAAGAGAUACCAUCGAAAGUAAGAGUAUAAUUCCUCCCCAUAUAAAAGCUAUGAAAUACCCAUACUUUUCAACUCCACACAUAUUUAUCCGAAUGUACCAAGCUAGCACCGCGACAGACCAUAGUUAAUAUAUGGCGCCAGCUAAAUAGGUCCACAUGCGAUAAACGCCAUAACUCCCGUUUCCUCCUUGAAUGAAAGUCAUUGUGGCUAGGUUUGCCAAGGAUAGAUCUAUACGAUCAAAAAACAUCGUCAGAGAUCUUGAGAUUAUCAGUAUUAGGAAUAAAGCACUUAGCGAAGACUGUGAAUUGUGAGUAUUGGAGGAGGGUUUGGCUGGAUUGCUGGAAUAGUUUGAGUGUACAGAAGUAGAACUCUGUCGCAUACGUUGUGUAGAUAAGGUGUUGUUAAAUCUUAAGGAAUGGUGAAUCUUCGAGACAGAUAGGCGCGUUUUAUCCUUCGAGUACUUCGAGAACAUUUGGCCAUUAUGGCGCGAAGCAACUUGUAGUAUUGAUGGAGUGUUGGUUGAUAUUAAAUAUGGUUUGGAAUGGUGCGGUUUCGAGUCAUGAGUUAUGCGGGUUCUAGUAGGGUUUGAAUUCUUGGAAUGCACUGACACGGUAUUCAGUGGGUUGUUCAAUGGCAAAUGAGAAAUCGUUUGGUGGAUCAUGAAGGCAGACGAGUUAUUGGUUGUUAUAUCGACCGAACUAUUAAUAAAGAUAAGUUUUUGUACCGUUUAAAGAGACUUUGUCGAUGUAAAGUGCUUCUUGUUGCUGCGAACUGCAUAGCUUGAAUAGUUAUAGUUCAAAUGCACUGUUCCGUUUCUAAGUUGUAUUGCUUUGCUAGCAGACUUGAAUGCUAUGUAUGGUUUGGUAUAGCAUGUAGGCUGUAGUGCUGGUACUACCAGAGAUAAAAGUGGCAACAUACAACAUACUGAUGCUCCCAAGGUACCAAAUACUGUGACAAUCUUUCUUGCUCGAAAUUUCUCACCGAACAAUUAUAGACACAGUGGUAUGAAUAGAUGCUGUAUUCCAAACAGUGCUGUCAAUCCAAUCUGUCCCGGGUUAAAACCAAGUUGUUUCAUAAAAAGAUUGAAAUAUUCAAUGAACACUAUUACUGAUCCUGGACAACUGAAGAAAUACCAUUUUAGAGCGACGGAUUUUAGCGAGAAUUUAACCAUGAUCAUCGACAUAUACUUUACGUUUGCGACCAGCCCUAUAUUGAAAUCUGAUAUGCGCGUCAUUGAGGCGUAGCGACUUUAUUGUAACCUUAAGUUAAAUAUGCAUAUAUUUAUUUUUAAAUAUGCAUGUAAACUUAGCAUGUUGGUUGUUAUGUUAAUCGCGGGUUUCGCGUGUCUUGUGAGCUUGAAACGUUCUAAACUGGUUUGAACAGGGUUUUCCUGAGUACGGCCCGUUUGGUUUCAGACGGCGUACUCUUCAUGUGCCGAACUUAAUUGUAUUAGAUGCGACACAAGAACGGCAGUGAUUCAAACGGCGUACCAAAUACAAUGUUAUUGACAAGGUUGGGGGGCAUUCGCCAGCGAAACCUCAAUAAAAUUCAAAAUAAAUAAGUUUAUUUUUAGACUAAAGUUGAGUUAAGUUUGGCACAUGAGUGGAGCGGCGUAUGAAUCAACGUCGCUCCAACGUCGCAUAAUGCGACAAGCUCUGCCGAACUUGUGUCGAACUUUUGCCGCUCCAAAUUCUGCCGUACUUAAUUGAUUCAUACGUCGCUCUUCUGCCGUACCUAAUUCAUCAAUUAAGUUCGGCACAUGAGAAGUACGCCGUCUGAAACGGGCCUACGUGAUUGCUUCGCAGAGAGCUAUGUUCCCAAUUUUUAAUUAAGGGUUCAGUGGUUCACCAUGUCAAUCGUCUAUUACGCAUCACGUGUAUCUCAGUGUCAAAAAUCAUCUCUUAUAGAUUAAACUGGCGAUGCCCACUAAUAGUUACUUAGUUGUGUAAAAAUUUGGAACAUAUAGUUAUUGCAUUUUUGGAACAAAUUAUAGUUAUUGGAUUUUUCUCAAGUUUAUAUCGAGUGAUAACCUAUAAUGCACCUCGCACUGUCCCUCGGACUCUACAAAUCCGCUAGCGAAUAUGACCGGGGAGUUUCGGGUGGGGGGGGGUGUUCGGGGGUUCGGGUUCGGAUUGCUCAGGUAUGUACCUAGCACGGGUACUACCCGCAUUCUAAAAUUUAGAAUAUUGGGUAAGUACCCAUUUAGAAGUAGCGAGACGGUUGAUAUGGACCGGGGGGGGGGUCCAUAUACGCGAGGAGUCCAAAUCCGCUGUGACACCGGAAAAGGCGACGUUACACAAUGCAAUAAAAUAGAACUGGAUAGAGUGUCCUUUUGAAUUCAAUGAGCCAAUUUUGAAAGUCUGAAUAUUUAUAAUGAGAAGCGAUUUUUAAAUCUGCCAAAUUAAACACAUAUCGAGUUGCUAGUUGUGUAAAUUAGUAUACAUAAUCAUCAUUACUUGUUUAUUAUUAGCAUGACAAAAUUGGAUAAUUCUCAAUGUCAACAUCAUAUUCUCUCGCCAAAGCCCAGUCCCUGCCAGACUUUCAACCAAAAUUUGGUGCUUUUGUUCCUAUUUUCAUUUAGUUCUUUUGCUUUAAGUUCCUCUUAGCCAGGCUCAAUGGAUGAAUGCUAAGUUCCCCUAGAACAAUCCGAUGGAUUACAUCCUGUAGUCAAGAACGUUUCAAUAAUAUUUACGCGAAUGACAAGAUUAGCAGGCCAGUAUCCAAUAUACAAAUAAUGAAUGUUUAUGAGUGCAAUGGUAAGAAUAUUUUCAUGAGGUGAAAGAUGGAAUGUUCCAUUCAACGAGGCGACCAAAAUACGUAUUCCAUUGUACUCUUGGGAAUGGAAUUUUCUAUUCAAUAUCACGUGACCGUAAACAGCCAAUUAAACGAUCAGAACUCAAUAAGGUAUUAUACUGUACAGUACGGGUGUCCCAAAAAAGUACCUUCUAUAGAAAUUAUCCUAUUGUUAUAAUUUGAAUGCUUGAGCACUAUGCUGAACACAAGAGUGCGUAAACACAAUUGAAUUGAAUUUUUAAUUUAAAGUGCAUAUGACAUGAAAUUUCUUAAUUGAAAGAACUCUUUAAGUUUACUCUAUUUUUCAGUUUCUUGUUUUUAUGGUUUGUUCCCGAGAUAUUUCAAUUUGUUUGAUAUGUAAAUGAUGUGAAUAUGUCCGUUAAUUUAUGACGUCAUGUUGGUUGCAAGCUCUUCAAAAUGCUUGAAUAUCACUGCUAUUAUCCAAGAUGAUAAUUUCAAACUCCACUCACUGGUAAAUGUGAUGAAAUACUGGAGAAAAACUUGAACUGAUAUCAACAGUUUUUAGAGUUAAUACAUUUAUAACCAGUGUAAGUUGAGCUUGCAACCAACGUGGCGUUAUAAAUUAGCGGACAUAUUCACACUCAUUUACAUAUCAAACAAACUGUCCCACAAUAUUGCAAUUUUGAUAGGCAGAUUGCUCUGAGCAAUUUGCAACCGACGCAAUCUCGUUCCCCGAGCAUGCCCGUUCGCAGGUUAAGGGUGGGCCUUGGGUUAAUUUAAUACUGGUUAAAUUUCUUGGUUAUUUUACCUUUUCAGUACUAUAGUUAUUCUGCUUAAAUUAACCACACUGCUAUGGAUUCUCCAAUGUUGGACCUAAAUUUCAGGCUACUGUAUCUUCAUUUACUGGUUCUUUGAAUACAGUUAUGUUUCCUUUACAAAAUAUAUUUUAAUUAACAGGCCAAAUUGGAUAUUAAGAAAGAUAAGAAGGUUAGUUAGCUAUCCUUUCUUCAACAUAAUGUGCUUACUUGAUUUCAAUGAAUUGUAAAGCGUGUUACUGAUAAUGUUGGAAAUUACACUUGCUGUUUUUGUUUAGGGGCUGGUAUUUGUCCACGGGGCUAAUGUCGUCGAUGCAGGGGACUCAAAAUCUCUGUAUGACAUUUUUGAAAAAGGUUCUGAGAAUCGGCAUGUAGCGUCAACAAGUAAGUAAUAUGGAACAAUCUGGUAUCAAUUUGGACGGAAGUCCUCAUUUUCUUGCAUUGUGUGGUGAGGAUCGUUUAAGCUAUUAAGUAUAAUUCAGAAUGAUAUUGUAUUAUUUGAUGCCAUAUUGUGAUAUGGUUAUGAUGUGGCUUGGUUUCAUGUGUUAUGAUAAGCUACAGUAUGGUGUGCUAUGGUAAAGUAUGGUGUAGAUUAAUCUGGUAUGGUAUGGUAUGGUAUGGUAUGGUAUGGUAUGGUAUGGUAUGGUAUGAUGUGGUAUGGUAUGGUAUGGUAUGGUAUGGUAUGGUAUGGUAUGGCUUGGUAUGGUAUAGUAUGGUAUGAUAUGAUGUGGUAUGGUAUGGUAUGGUAUGGUGUGGUAUGGUGUGGUACAAUAUGGUGUAGUACAAUAUGGUGUGGUACAAUAUGGUAUGGUACAAUAUGGUAUGAUAUGGUAUGGUAAGGUUCAAUAUUGUUUGAUAUGAAAUGGUUGGUAUAGUAUAAUGGUUAAUAGUAUAAAGGUUUGGUGUAAUAGAGAUUUAAUGGAGCAAUAGUUUCCUAUAUUUGUCAUAAUGUAUUUCUGAAUAUUUUCAUAGAAAUGAAUUCUGAAAGUUCAAGAUCACAUCUUAUCUUAAGUAUCAUCAUUGAAAGUACGAACAAAACAACUGGUUCCGUUCUCAAAGGAAAGGUAAGGAAUUCUUCUUGUUACACAGCAUUGUAAACCACUAAACUGUUGUGUUUUUGGUCGGAAAAAAACCCUGAAAAAGAUUCUGACCCAAACCACAGCAGUCUACUCUAUUCGAGAAUAAUAUCUACACCAUGCAGACCCCCAAAUUAAUGAAAUAUCUUAUCAUGAUUUCUUUCUUUUAGCUUAGCUUGGUAGAUUUAGCCGGUUCUGAAAGGGCAUCGAAAACACAAGCAAGUGCUGAACAAUUGAAGGUAAAUGGUCCGAAUCCAGUAUGAUUUACCCUUAAUGCAGGUUCGUAUUUUCAAAGACAGUGGUCAGAGCUGAAUAAAUCAAAUUUCCUUUCCUUUCCUUACAGGAAGCUCAAAGUAUCAACAAAAGUCUCAGUGCACUGGGCGACGUCAUAUCUGCUCUAUCGAGUGAACAGGCGUUCAUUCCAUACCGUAAUAACAAGUUGACCAUGUUGAUGCAGGACUCGCUAGGUGAGAUGAGCUACUAACUUAUUAGAAUGUUAGGGUUUAUAAUCCAAGUGAUUAUAUACAUUCGGAUAUAAUCACUUGGAUUAUAAACCCUAACAUUCUAAUAUUAAUUCCACCAAGUGAAGUACAAGAAACCACAUCAUUCAAGUUGAGCUACUAACUACCUUUCGUUUAAAAUACUAAGAGAGAGCUGUUUAACAUUGACAUAGUCUGUCAAGAUAUCCUGGUCUCUGGAAGCCAGGCAAACUUCAAAGCCACAAAAUAGAAGACCUUUGUUUGAUGCUGAACAACAUCUCACCACGUGAACAAAUCCUACGAAAAUACAUUGAGCUCAAUCACCGUGACUGUGCACAAAUUAACAUAAGCUCAGACAAAAACAUAACACAAAGACUUGGGCUAGUAUUCCAAAGGUCGUAGGUUCGAAUCCCGCCGUGGCCAGGCAUAUUUUUCAAGCCUGCCCGGUGUGGAUAUACACUCAGAGUAACAUCACACAAACAUCUUAUUCACCUGAGUACAUUACACCAACACAGCAGAUUUCACAAAGACUUCUAUUCAGUUUCCAGACCAUCAUAUCUUGACAGAAUAUGGCAUUGGCAAUAGACCUUAUGCAUAAUGACGUCACAAGGCUUGAUGCCCUCGAGUAAUGCUGGUCUUAGUAGUCAUCGCCCGGGAAAAUUAAACAAUUCAAAAUGGCCACUAUCGAAAUUUUCCCGGGCGAUGACUACUAAGACCAGCAUUCCUCGCGGGCAUCAAGCAUUGUGACGUCAUUAUGCAUAAGGUCUAUUCUUAUUUCCGUGACUGACGUAUGACAUGAAAAUAGGGCCCGUUGCGUAACAAUAGCGCAACCCAGUCACGAUUCAGUAUUCGCGAUGUUCCAAGAGUCUAUUGAAAUGUGAUAGUAAAUUUGGGUAAAGCUGAAUGGAAAUCAGCACCGUGUCGUUGUCUUGAAACCACAGUAAUAAACGCCCGUAAUUUUGUACAGGAAUUUAUUGACUGUUUGUUUUUUUUCUCAGGUGGAAAUGCUAAAACUCUUAUGUUCGUGAACAUCUCACCUGCUGACUACAACACUGAUGAAACUGUUACUUCGUUAACGUAAGUCAGUUUGUUAGGAACACGUGACGUACAUUACACGUACUUUGAAACCAGAAAACCACAUAUGAGAAGUGUGCUCCAGUUUGACUACCAAACCAUAUAAUAUGACCAAACACAGGAUGUUUUCUUUGGGUACCCCGGUUUCCUCCUACAAGCUAAGAAACUUAGCAUAAAGUUUGGCCUUUACUGUUCCUCUCUAUCCAGAUUUGUCUAUCCAGCAUAAACAAAGUUAGUUUUCUUUGUGUUGAGUUUAUUGUAUUUUUUUUCUUUCAACUCCAGCUAUGCGUCUAGAGUGAAACUGAUCACCAACGAUGCUUCGAAGAACGCAGAAAAUAAAGAAAUUGUCCGACUAAAAGGAGUAAGUGAAUUCGCCCAUAGCACACGCCCUUGUUCUUCGUUAGGUUGAAUGUUUCUCAAUAGACAACUUGCAUGUUAGACUAAUUUUUUAUCUAGGCAAAAAAAGUAAAUUCCCGUAAAGAACUUAUUAAAAUUAGUAAAAUUGCAAAAUUUGGUUGCAAAAUACGGAAAAUAUAGCCUUGCGAAGUUUGCAUAUUUUGUAUAUGUUUGUAUUACGUGCGGAAAUUGUUACCAUUUUUGAGCCGAAAAUGGUAACAAUUUUCGAGCGUAAUACAAACACAUACAAAAUUUGCAAUCUUUGCAAGUCUAUAUUUUCCAAGCUUUACAACAUUUCGCAAGCAAAUUUUGCAAUUAUACUAAUUUCAUUAUGUUCUUUUUAGCUGUGGUGUUUGAUUCCCUUCUCUUUACUUAGAUUAAAAUUUAGUCUUUCUUGCAAGUUGUCCAAUUUAGUGAUUCAUUUUUGUUUGAUCUGCAAUAGCUGUUCUUUAAUUCUUUUUCGCCUUUUUUCUUGCAGAUCAUCGCAAAACUAAAGCAAGGUGAAAGUGUGGACGAUGAAGAGCAAUAAGCACUUUUAUUAUUUAUUUAUUCCACUGUAUAGGUAAACUUGAAUUUUUGUUGAAAAUAGUUUUAAGCACACGUCCGUUGUCGAACUGCUGGACAGUUCAAUGUCAUUGUAAAUAAUUGUACGAUUAUGAGGCUGUCGAAACUUUUUUAAAACAUCAUCAAGAUUUUCUAAUGGCUGUUAUUCGCUUUUUAUAAGGCCAACUAGAGACGCGUCUGCUGAAAGGGCGAGGUCCGAGGAUGUCAGCGGAGGGCGCUAGCACCAUGAAAACUGGAAAGUCUGAUAUUUAACUUCUUGACAUUAUUGCACCUGCUCGCGUUGUUAACCAUUUCGAUUUAAGUCCUGGUCAAACGAGGUUGAGAGUUGAGAAGCGAGAGUUCGCAUGAGAGUUUUUCUCAACUCCCGUGUCCCGGUCAAACGAGAACAAGAGUUGCAUGAGAGUAAAUCAUUUUUAAUGAGAGUUGAGGAGCGAGAGUUCGCAUGAGAGUUUUCUCAACUCUCAUGCCCCGGUCAAACGAGAACAAGAGUUGCAUGAGAGUUGAUGAGAGUUGACGAGACUACGGG